AAAGCCUCCCAACUCCAACUCCAACUCCUUCCAAGCACCAAUGGCCAAUAGGCAAUGCCAAACAGUUGGAGGGAAACUCAUCUGACCGUCCAUUUUUCAUCCUACGGUCAUGAUCAAUUCCAACCUAUUUCCCAUACAAAAUGGAGAGUUAAAAAAACACAUUGUAAUGAAGUAAGGAAGAAAAACCAAAGUAGGGUGAAAGGAAGAGAAACAGAACAGAGAAAAACAGAGAGAGAGAAAGAGAGGGAGAGGUUUGUGUGUAGAAUUGAUUACACAAUAAGCGCUGGUGUUUUAAUUUCUAUACCUCUCAAAGCUCAAACUAACACAUACCCAGAAAUGUUACAACUUUGAUCUUUGAGUAAAUUUCCUCUGAGAAAAUACAAAAAGUCCUUCUUUCCAACUCUCUCUCUUUCUGCCAUAUGUGAAUGAAGAAGUCUCAUCCUUGCUGAUUUUGAUGAUUUGAGACAGGUUUCAGAGACCCCAUUUGUGUUAUCCUUUAGAUCUUGAGAAAUGGAAAAGGAAGCAAAAAGUCAUAGAGCGAAUAACAACAACAACAACAACAACAACAACGGCAACAAUAACAACAACAAUAGAGCUACUGAGACAGACUUUGGGUUGCAGUGGGGUAAUAGAAAGAGGCUUAGAUGUGUGAAAGUCAAAGACCAAAGCUUAGCCAACAAAUCAGAUUGUUUGGGGAAGAAGAAAAUUACUUCUCGCGUUGAUCGCCGAGUGGUUAGCGCUGCCGAGAAAGAAUCAGUUUCUCCACAGCCCCAUCGAAUCAAUAAGAACUCUGACUUGCCAAUGAAUAACCGGAAAGUGUUGGUGACAUCGCCAGAGAAGGAAGAUCGAUAUUACACAACAAGGGGUUCGUUGGGAUUGGAUGAUAAUGGGAAGGUGUUGUUGGAUCCUGUAAAGGAGGAUAGAGGGGUUGUUUGGCCGAAGCUGUUUAUCACACUGUCUAGCAAAGAAAAGGAGGAGGAUUUUAUGGCUAUGAAAGGGUGUAAGCCUCCUCAGAGACCCAAGAAGAGGGCUAAGUUGAUACAAAGAAGCUUACUUUUGGUCAGUCCAGGUGCAUGGCUAUCGGAUCUGUGCCAAGAGAGGUAUGAAGUGAGGGAAAAAAAGGCUGCAAAGAAGAGACCCAGAGGAUUGAAGGCAAUGGGAAGUAUGGAUAGUGAUUCAGAAUAAGAAAUUCAGAUGAAUACAGAAGCAGGCAGGGAAAAUUGAAUUUUUUUUUUUUUUUUUAAAUUUUUGUAGUUAGAUGAGAAGUAGAGGGAGAGAAGAAAAAGGAAAGGAAGAAAAGAAUAUUGUU
Molecule: messenger RNA, 1309 nt
Organism: Quercus lobata
Lineage: Eukaryota; Viridiplantae; Streptophyta; Magnoliopsida; Fagales; Fagaceae
Product: glycosyltransferase-like protein gnt15
Exons: 6
Coding region: 511-1185 (224 amino acids)
Source: RefSeq, a predicted model, not a curated record